Molecule: messenger RNA, 2619 nt
Organism: Symbiodinium necroappetens
Lineage: Eukaryota; Dinophyceae; Suessiales; Symbiodiniaceae
Source: the annotation of a GenBank genome assembly
AUGGCGACACAGCCGGAUAAUCUUUAUGUGCAGACGAGUCAGAUCCAAAUAAUGCUACAGUUCUUCCAGCAAGCUGGUCAAUGCCGUUUGGAUAGGAUGCUCUUGCAACAGUGUCUCGAUCUUCUAGCAGCAGCCAUGCACAAUCAUCGACGCGAUGCGCAGCUACAAGCCGACAGCUGCUGUGCUCUGCAUGUGAUGGCCUCGACCUUGGGAGCCAGUCUCACAGGGCUCCAGUUUGCAGAGGUUGUGAGUCAGCUCGUGGAAGCGAUGAAAGCUUAUCGAACGGAGCCCCAGGUGUGGAGAUGGGCCGCUCGGGCCUUGGGGGAACUCACCAACAUGCUGGAUAAGGCUGCGCUUGAGCGCGCGGCUGCGGCAGGCGCCUUGGAUCAGCUCCGGUCUCCGAGGCCGACCGACAGCGAUGGAAGGUUUCAGAGACAGAACCGUGUGGCCUUCAGAUUUCUACGUGAAGCUCUCUCCCAUGGAGACUUGCACGCACAUGCAGCUCCACGCAGUAGCACGCAGUCCAACCCGGCAGGCUCCUCACAGGAUCCUCCACCCCCGGGUCCGCAGUCAUCUCAAGCCCCCGAGCUCCGGCCAGCCCAAGAGGGCCGCAUGAACUCAAGCACUUCCGUCUGCGGGCUCUUCGGUGAAGACCUGAAAGGUGUAGACAACCAGGCACCGGAAGGGAUACAGGUCUGUCAAGCCUGUAACACGAUCUUCGAGGGUCUCAUGACAAAUGCACCAGGCAGCGAAGAACGCAAAAUGUGGCAGACAAAGCUACGGCACAUUUGUGUCAAAGCAAGUGAGGAUUCGCAGACGUCCGAUGUGCUGAAGAUGAGUGUCUUUGGGUUGAUGCCGGCCGAGGAAAUCGAGAAUUUUCUUCUUUCUGAUGACCACCGAAGGUGGAAAAUAAUUGAAGCACACACGGAAAGAUUUCUUGAGCUUCUGGACGAGCCGGGGACACGAGUCGACCUUAAACCAGCCCCGCCGGCAGAUACCGCUGAGCGGGUGCCAGUGUCUAAAGAUCACCAUCCUGACCGGAACCAUAAGUGGAGGUCCUUGCGCCCUGUGGUUUUGGAUCAGUCCAUUCGGGAGCCUGCAACGAACACACCUUUUGGGCACACUGGCUACAUGAAGUAUUUGACACUGCAAAUCAUCCGAAAGAUGCAAUUCAACGACAUCGCCAUCACUGGUCAAUACUACGGUGAGAAGUACACGCCAGAAACGCAAGUGCUUGAAUGGAUCAUCAAGUAUGCAAAGGAGAAAGGGGAGGAGGAUCCAAUGCGUGGCCUUGUAGCAAUGUUCGCACCGGGCGAACAUGACAGAAAAGCGGGCAUCCAGACCAUGAAAGAUUUCAAGAUUCCGAAUGCUUUCCUGGAUCUGACCUUCAAAGCCAGUGUUCGCUUCAAAGAUACAAACUUCGUACAAUCCGUGAUCGAUGCUGUGAAGGAGCUGGACGAAAUCUAUGAGGAGUGGGGCUGGCCGGGAGAACCAUGGCGUGAAGAUGCCCACAUCAACAAUAACAAGAAUUUUGCCCGUGGUGAGAUCUCUCUGAACUUGGUGGACCUCAUGGAGUAUUUGAAUCUCAGAGGCGAUGAGACCAUGGAAAAGCAGAAGAAGGAGGAUGUGGAGAAGGCUUUCGAGGCAUGGAAAGCCAAUAAGGCGUUCCAGCGCCGUGUUGUGGCCAUCUUGGUGGAGGAAGGACGAGGUGUGGCUGACUAUGAGGAUUACGGCACAUUGGUGAGUUGGAUUCGCAAGUUCUUUCCAGAAGAAGGGAAGUACCGAAUCCUGGUUCACGCGCAUGCCGGAACCAACAACCAUCAGGACGUGGCGAGCCUCAAGGCCGUGAAGCAUGGUGCAAACGGGAUAUGGGCAGCUCUGAUCCCUCAGGCUGCCCAGGCGGGCCACAACUCCAGCUUCGUGUUCUUGGACUACCUCCUCCACCACGGCAACGAACACGUCCUGAGACACUUCUGGCUCUUCCAAGCGCUGGAAUGCGCACGCCACAUCUACUACUUGAACUUCAAUACCCACGAUAUUCCCGACGACUGCCCAAUCUGGGGCGAGCGCGUCGGGAAAGAAACCCACAGUGCCUUCAACGUUCUCAUGGGGGAGACGUGGCGAAGAAAGACUGCCGAUUACUACGAUUUUUGGGAAAAAUCGGUCAAGAGGGAGAUCAACGAACUGCCACAGAAGGUACAUCAUGUCAGGGCAAAAGAUGAGGCCCGUGGAGAGUAUCGCAUCUCGCCACUCGUUUCGGACACUCAGACCUGGGUGAAUCGGAUGCGCGAGGCGAAAGCAGUCGAGCCCGACGAGAUCGUGAAUGAUUACGUGGAUAGGGUGAAAGCACUCGGGUUUGCAUUGAUGAAUGCCGGCAUCCGUGUCAACUUGGACGACGAAGACAACCUCAAAACGCUGGUCAAGAUCGCCAGAGAGGCCCAGAGAAACAAGGCGACGGAGCCCUGCGUUUGCCGACAAUACGACGCCCAUGAGCGGAACGCAAAGAUGAAAGAACGAAAAGAUAGAGGCGCAGCGCAAGAAGCAGCCGUGGUCAUGGUAGCGGCAGGAUUCGUAGCCAGUCCAGCAACAUCAGUAGUGCAGCAAGAAUGGCAAGAGUAG